AUGGCUAGUGUAAUCAUGUUGCUUGUAAUCGAUGUAGCAAGAGCUUUGCCACUAUGCAUAUCAAAAGAUGAAUGCAAAUCCCAUUAUGGUAUAUGGUGUGGUGAUGGGAGUGGAAGAACGUGUUUCCAUUUUUUUUGUCAAAUAGAUAUGGAUUGUAGAAAACUUGUUCGUUGCAAUACACCAAGACCUUAUUGUAGGAAGGGAGUGUGUAGUUGUUAA
This is a messenger RNA of Thlaspi arvense, 219 nucleotides long. The record is from the annotation of a GenBank genome assembly. NCBI's taxonomy places the organism in Eukaryota, Viridiplantae, Streptophyta, Magnoliopsida, Brassicales, Brassicaceae.